GUCCAAUUUUAUUGUUGAGCCUGUGAGGAUAUAAAAGGAGCACAUCCCCUCGUGUUAUCACUGCAUCGUCUGGGUCCUGAACCUGAACCUCACAGACACUCGACUGCUGCUUCGCCCAUUCAUUAUCGUCCACCAUGAAGACUGUGAUGAUUCUUUCCGUCCUCCUCUGCGUUGCUGCUCUGUCCGUCAGGGCUGCAAGUGUUACUUCUGUGCAAAACAAAGAGGAACCUGCACCCGAACCAGAGUCAGACGCUGCUGCUGCUGUUAAGAGAGGCGCUUCUCUACCUCAAGUUCGAUUCGGGUUCUGCCUCGAUGGUUGGCUGAGUUACCGUGGUAGCUGUUACUUCCUGUCCAACAACCCUGCCACCUGGGGAAAUGCUCAGAGUAUAUGUGCCAGCUACGGUGCCAACCUGGCCUCAGUCCACAGCAUCUGGGAGUACGGCUUCCUCCAGCGUAUGGCGCAGACUGCCGGCCACACCUUCGUCUGGAUCGGAGGUUACUACUUCCAGGGGGUGUGGAGAUGGGAGGAUGGCUCCUUUUUUGACUACAACAACUGGGAAACGACGAGCAGCACCGACAUUUACCAGUGCCUGCAGCUCAACUCUCAAGACUCCAGGGGCUGGUCUAACCACGGCUGCAGCAUGCACUUCCCUUUCAUCUGUCAGCAGAGUUCAAACUGUUAAUCAUUUCUAUCAUCUCUACACAUGAUGAUACCAAAGCUGUCAUGUAAAUUCAGCUGUGAAUGCAACACAACAGUAGCUGUAGAAUUUGAGUCUGAAUGUUUCAGUCAGCGUUUCACAAUAACAGUUUAUAAAACAUGAAUGAAAUCAAAUAUGAAAAAACUUGAUGCUUCGGUCAGAAGCUUUUUGCACUUUCCUGGAUUUUUCAUUUUUCACUCUUUUUUGCAAAUUUUGUAAAGUUUAUGAUAUGAAUAUAAUCUGUGUUGUUACUGAUGUGUCACUGAAUCUAUAAUUACAUUAUGUUAUAUAAAAUCAGAGUUGUAGAGUUGCGGAUGGUGUAUGAUCCAGCAGGUAUAUGUGGCCGUUUACCUCAAUCUUUACUGUAAUGCAUUUCACAAUGCAGUCUGCCUCAUUCCUGCCAUUAUGUCAUUUUUUUUUAUUGUGUGUAAUUAAAGUGUUGAAAUAAAAGGUUAAAAUGUG
Messenger RNA from Mugil cephalus (flathead mullet), 1160 nucleotides. RefSeq names its product rheacalcin-1-like. The record is from RefSeq and is a predicted model, not a curated record. Lineage: Eukaryota; Metazoa; Chordata; Actinopteri; Mugiliformes; Mugilidae. The transcript has 8 exons. The coding region runs from base 135 to 683 and encodes 182 amino acids.